AUGUAUGGAAGAAAUCAUUCAGUUGUGAGAGUGUCUGAAUUCAUCAUAACAGGCUUUGAUCAUCUCUCACAUCAGAAACUUCUCGGGUCCAUUAUUUUAAUUACAUAUGUUUUGAUAUUGUUUUUUUGGUCCAUGAACAUGAGUAUAAUUAUUAGAAACAGAGCAUUGCAUUCACCAAUGUACAUAUUUAUUUUCAACUUGGCAGUUGUAGAUAUAGUGUACACCACCAGUUCUAACAUAACCAUGAUUGUUGUGCUUCUUGGAGAAAUGAAAACUAUUUCCUUUAAUUCAUGCAUCACUAGUAUGUUCUCCUAUCACCUUGGUGGUACCAACUUGGGCCUGACAAUCACUCUGAUGGCUGUGGAUCGCAUGCUUGCCAUUAGGUUGCCUCUGAGGUACCACAGCAUCCUCACAAACUCACGGAGCUUUGCACUUGUCUGUGGUAUCUGGAUCAUGGGCAUGUUAUCUGUGAGUCCGAUCAUGGACGCAGCUCACGGUCUCCCAUACUGUCAGCCCAUCAUAAAAUACGUGUUCUGUGACUAUGCUGCAAUGAUUCGAGCUGCGUGUGUAAACCCUGAACCCUACUUCUCCAUUCCAAUAGUACUAGGUUGGUGGAUGUGGUUGCUGUGGGGUCAUUUUUCCAUCAUCCUAUUGACAUAUGUUGUGAUUGUCUGGACUGUUCUGAGACUUCCAGAAAAGGGAAGCAGGAGGAAAAUGUUUACUACUUGUAUAUCGCACAUCAUUGUGGUCUCGGCCUAUUACACACCCAAAAUAGUAUCCGUUCUGCUUACUAGAAUUGGGUUGAGACUUAAUCUGACCGAGAGAAAUGCUGUUCUUAUUCUGGCUUCAACACUGCCUCAGCUGAUCAACCCCAUAACAUACUGUCUGACAACAAAGGAACUAAGAGAGCGCAUGAUAAACAUGAUGGAAAAAUGAGUGGUAAUGAAGUGA
This is a messenger RNA of Engraulis encrasicolus (European anchovy), 951 nucleotides long. Its product is annotated as olfactory receptor 6F1-like. The record is from RefSeq and is a predicted model, not a curated record. Lineage: Eukaryota; Metazoa; Chordata; Actinopteri; Clupeiformes; Engraulidae. Gene Ontology annotation, cellular component: membrane. Gene Ontology annotation, molecular function: odorant binding; olfactory receptor activity; G protein-coupled receptor activity. Gene Ontology annotation, biological process: G protein-coupled receptor signaling pathway; detection of chemical stimulus involved in sensory perception of smell. The transcript has a single exon.